AUGGUGGCAUAUGAACUAAUGCUCUCAAUGCAGAACAGAAGGAGAAAUCACAAAGAAGGAUUUAUGGCCCUCAAGCUAGAUAUGAGCAAGGCCUAUGAUAGGCUAGAGUGGUCUUUUGUGCAGCUUGUGCUUCAACGGAUGGGAUUUGUUACAGAAUGGAUUGAGCUGAUUAUGGAGUGUAUUGGCACUGUCUCUUAUUCAAUUCUACUAAAUGGAUCACCUCAAUCUCCCUUCAAGCCUUCUAGGGAUGAUAGCCUGGUAUUUUGUAAAGCAAAGUUGCAGGAAUGGGGCCGGCUACAUAACAUCCUCUCGUCUUAUGAAUUAGCUUCAGGUCAAAGGUUAAAUCUUGAGAAGUCUUCAAUCUAUUUUAGCAAGAACACAAGGCAAGAGAUCCAAAACUCCAUCCUGGCUACAACUGGUAUUAAAGCUUCGAGGCCUUUUGAAAAAUAUCUGGGAUUACCAUCUUACAUUGGCAAGAGUAAGUCAAGGGCUUUUCUUCCCAUUAUUGACAGAAUAAAAGCACAAAUGACCAAUUGGAAAACAAAUCUGCUUUCUCCAGCAGGUAAGGAAGUAUUGUUGAAAUCAGUCAUUCAAUCCAUACCCACAUAUUGCAUGGGCAUCUUUCUAAUCCCCAAGGGUAUCUUAAGGAACAUUAAUAAACUGAUGCAGUCAUUUUGGUGGGGGAUUAGAAACCAGAAUCCUAAAAUGCAUUGGUUAAGUUGGAAGGGCCUUGGAAAGCUUAAACAGGUUGGGGGUUUGGGAUUUCGUGACUUUGAAGACUUCAAUAGAGCUCUAUUAGCUAAGCAAGGGUGGAGGAUCAUCACCAAUCCUCAAUCUUUGGCCUCUCGAGUUCUAAAAGCCAAAUAUUUUCCCUUAAGUGAUUUUUCAUCAGCAAGAGUCAAAAGGAGUGACUCUUAUGUGUGGAAGAGUAUUACAGCAGCAAGACCGUUAUUAUAUGAGGGCCUUCUUUGGAAGAUUGGCAAUGGAAACACAGUGAAGAUUUGGUCAGAUCGAUGGUUGCCUAUCCCAACAACUUACAAGUCCCAGUCUCCUCCAAAGGUUCUCAACUCAGAAGCCACGGUCAGCUCUCUCAUCGACCAAGACACUCAUUCUUGA
This is a messenger RNA of Juglans regia (Persian walnut), 1116 nucleotides long. RefSeq lists its product as uncharacterized. The transcript has 2 exons. NCBI's taxonomy places the organism in Eukaryota, Viridiplantae, Streptophyta, Magnoliopsida, Fagales, Juglandaceae. The record is from RefSeq and is a predicted model, not a curated record. The coding region runs from base 1 to 1116 and encodes 371 amino acids.